AUGUACAAGGCAGUGUUUGCAGUACUGAGUGUGCUCCUGCUGGUGGCCGCCGCCCUGGCCAGCCCCGUGCCGGAGCCCGGCUACGGCGGCUAUGGUGGCGGACAUGGCGGAGGUGGUUAUGGCGGCUAUGGUGUUGUGUUGCAGGUGUUUGCAGUGCUGAGUGUGCUCCUGAUGGUGGCCGCCGCCCUGGCCAGCCCCAUGCCGGAGCCCGGCUACUUCGGCUAUGGUGGUGGAUACCGCGGGUUUGGUGGUGGCGGUUUUGGUGGCCUCUACGGCGGGUAUGGCGGCGGCUUCCGUGGCGGCUAUGGCGGCUACGGCGGCUACGGCUACUAUGGCUAG
Molecule: messenger RNA, 339 nt
Organism: Eriocheir sinensis (Chinese mitten crab)
Lineage: Eukaryota; Metazoa; Arthropoda; Malacostraca; Decapoda; Varunidae
Product: shematrin-like protein 2
Exons: 3
Coding region: 1-339 (112 amino acids)
Source: RefSeq, a predicted model, not a curated record